This is a messenger RNA of Arachis stenosperma, 1560 nucleotides long. RefSeq names its product low affinity inorganic phosphate transporter 3-like. Gene Ontology annotation, molecular function: transmembrane transporter activity. Bases 1 to 1560 code for a protein of 519 amino acids. Gene Ontology annotation, cellular component: membrane. The transcript is spliced from 3 exons. The record is from RefSeq and is a predicted model, not a curated record. Gene Ontology annotation, biological process: transmembrane transport. Lineage: Eukaryota; Viridiplantae; Streptophyta; Magnoliopsida; Fabales; Fabaceae.
AUGGAUAUGUCAGAUGUUCAAUUCGAUAGGAACUGGGAUGAAUUCCCUACUGGAGAUGGUCUUAGGGUUCUUCCACAGGCCAUAAGCAGCAGUGAUCUUCAAAGUGAGAAGGAGGCACCCCUCAUCAUUGUCAGGAAAGAGAACAGUUCAGAUAACAUGGUACAACCAGGAUGGCUUGAAAAUUUUGAUUUGGCCUCGGCUCAAAAAAGAUACCAAAUCCUUGCUACUAUGCUUAUUAUUGGACUUCAAUUUGCUUGCGCCUUUGGAAACUUUAGUGUUCUUGCCUUCGUACCCUUGAGAGAUCCUAUCGAACCAGGUUCUUAUCAUCCUCGACUUGUACUUUUGUUUAACUUAGUAGGAUCUGUUGCAUCUGGGAUUUUCAGUGAUAAGUUUGGAAGAAAAAUGGCUUUCGAUAUCAUUCUCAUGGUGUUCAUGGCGGUCUGUUUCUUAUAUUUUUCUGGUAUAGUGGUCUCUUUUAUGUUCUAUAUAGUCAUUAUUGCUUUUCUUGGGGGUGCUACAUCCACCGUUGGCGCGAUAUUCAUUUCCGAAACGAUGGCAAACAAAAUGAACCGCGGAAGCCUCAUUGCAAAGCAAUUUCUUGGAGAACUGUUUGGCCAGUUAGUUUCCAUGAUAACCAUAAUCAUUUCAUCUUCAUCUGUCAGCCAGAAAUACAAGGACUACUACUUUACUUUCGACAACCUCUUGAUGCCUGAGGUAGUGGCAACGGCGGCCAUGGUGGUGGCCGGGUAUACGUACUUCUUCUGGGUUAAGAGGAUACCUGAGAGCCCUCGCUACACCUACUUUGUUUGGAACAACUCAAGGAAGGCUGCUUCAGACGCGAAGAGGCUACUAAUUCGUGAAGUAACAAACGGGGAGGAGGAAGAAGCUACUGUUUUUCAAAACCUAACCUUUGGUUUAUUUAGCUGGGAAUUUUAUAAUCUCCAUGGCUGGCACUUGUUGGGAGUCACCGCUACUUCUUUUGUAAACGGCAUUAACUACCUCACUCAGCUGUUAUUUCUAAACUUGAUUUUCCACCAGUAUGCUCUGUUGGUCCCUCCUUCUAAACCGGAAUUGCUUUUGUUUUUGGCUAUGCUGAUGACUGUGACUACUGUUCUUGGCUUCUUGUGCCAGGUUUUCUUAAUUGAUCGCAUCAACCGUUUCUGUAUCCUGUUUGCAUGUUUCUGCAUCAAGGCUGUGUUAAUGGUACUUGUUCUACUAGAAACUCCAUGGAAGAAGAAAGAUAACAUCACCGAGCUUUGUGUGUAUUAUGUUCUUUGCAACAUCAUCUACAAUUUUGCAAAUGCAACUAAUUUCGUUGUGGCUGCCGAGAUCUUUCCAACAAGGAUGAGGGGAACUUGCCAUGGUAUAACAGUUGCUGGUAAUAGGCUUGGACUAUUUCUUGCUAUAAUUUGCUUAUUUGUUGCAGGUCACCAUUUUCAGCUGAUUUUAGGUUUUCUUGCUUGCAUCAAUGUGAUUCCUGGAAUUGCGGCGUCCUUCUUGGUGAAGGAAUCAAAGGGGAAAACCCUAGAAGAUGCGAGCAACGAGCACGGAUUAGAGUAG